Molecule: messenger RNA, 663 nt
Organism: Vanessa atalanta (red admiral)
Lineage: Eukaryota; Metazoa; Arthropoda; Insecta; Lepidoptera; Nymphalidae
Gene: CPR40
Product: larval cuticle protein LCP-30-like
Exons: 3
Coding region: 1-606 (201 amino acids)
Cellular component (GO): chitin-based extracellular matrix
Molecular function (GO): structural constituent of chitin-based larval cuticle
Source: RefSeq, a predicted model, not a curated record
AUGAAGGCUGUCUUGUGUGUUCUUGUAUCCAUUGGCCUUCUAAAUUGUAUAAGGGCCGAUGAUGAUGGUAGAUAUCACCCAGAACUGUAUGGAGAUAAAUCGGUCACAUACAAUCCGAUAAACAAUGGAAGGUACGACUACAGACAGAGGAAUAACUUUGGAAGGAGUGGCUUGUACUAUCCCAAUCAUGCCUACCAGCCAUUGUAUUCGCUAAAACCGUAUCAACAACUCUCUGCUCCAUUAGAAACAUACAACAAAGUUGCCAGCACCAUAUCUAGUUCGACAGCACUUCCGCCAGUCGUCCGGGUUACCACCGUUCAACCACCAAAUUACGUGUAUGCCAAACAUUAUGGUAAUGAAGGCUAUGCUAGAAUUAUUGAACAAGACAAUGAUGUAAAUGAUAACAGUUACCAAUAUAAAUACAAGACCGAAAAUGGGAUAAGUGCUGGUGAGUCCGGAAUUGUUGACCCUUCGGGUGCAGUGGGUGGAACUCGAGUGUCUGGAUUUUAUGAAUAUAUUGGAGCUGAUGGCCUUACAUACAGGGUAGACUAUACUGCAGAUGAAAAUGGCUUCCAUCCGACUGGGGCUCACUUGCCUAAGCUCUGAACUUUCGAAUAAAACGACUAUAGUUAGGAAAUUAUCAUUGAGAAAUAAAUACCACAU